UUUGAGUCUGUCUAGAUCCAAUACUCUUUUCCAAAUCCAGUUCUGUAUCACUGGCUUCUUCCUCAUCGAAUAUCUUCUUCACUCUCCAGAUUCUCUCACUUCCGUGACAUCGGUCUCCUCUCUUCAAUCUCACGCGCAAACCUCUCCAUAACCAAUGGCCUUACCGCCGGCCAGUCUCGAGCUCCGGGAACUCGGGAACACGGGGCUCAAGCUCAGCUGUGUUGGCUUCGGGGCCUCGCCUCUUGGCAACGUUUUCGGCCCGGUCUCCGACGAAGAUGCCAUCGCCUCCGUCCGCGAAGCCUUUCGCCGCGGCAUCAACUUCUUCGACACCUCUCCAUACUAUGGAGGAACUUUGUCAGAGAAGAUGCUUGGUAAGUCACUAAAGGCUCUAGGAGUUCCAAGACAUGAAUAUAUUGUAUCAACAAAGUGUGGGCGGUACGUUGAGGGUUUUGACUUCAGUGCCGAUAGAGUGACUAGGAGCAUUGAUGAGAGCUUAGCAAGGUUGCAGCUAGACUAUGUUGAUAUAUUGCAAUGCCAUGAUAUUGAAUUUGGAUCUCUGGAUCAGGUUGUCAACGAAACUAUUCCUGCCCUUCAGAAAUUAAAGGAAGCAGGGAAGAUCCGUUUUAUUGGAAUUACUGGACUUCCAUUGGAAGUUUUUACAUAUGUACUCGAUCGAGUGCCAUCAGGCACAGUGGAUGUAAUUCUGUCAUAUUGCCACUACAGUAUUAAUGAUUCAACAUUGGAGGAUUUAUUACCCUACUUAAAGAACAAAGAGGUUGGAGUAAUUACUGCUUCUCCACUUGCAAUGGGUCUUUUGACUGAGAGAGGUCCCCCAGAGUGGCACCCAGCUUCACCUGAACUCAAGUCUGCAUGCCAAGCAGCUGUUGCCCAUUGUAAAGAAAAGGGGAAGAAUAUUUCAAAGUUGGCCCUGCAAUAUAGCCUGUCAAAUAAAGACUUCUCAUCUGUUUUGGUUGGAAUGAACUCUACUGGACAGGUGGAGGAGAAUGUUGCUGCUGCUAUAGAAGUCACAACUGUUGGCAAAGAUGAGGAAACACUGUCAGAGGUUGAAGCUAUCCUGAAGCCAGUGAAGAAUCAGACAUGGCCAAGUGGAAUCCAGCAUUGAUAACUACUACUUAUGUGAAUUGGUGUGAAUUGGAGCAUUAAUAACAGGUUAAUCCAAUUGGGGACGAAUUCUAUUGUUGUGAGGCUCUACCUGUAUAAGAGGAAAUAAUUUUAUCGAUGGGAAUGUAUCCAAAUCUUUAACGUUAUGAGCGUGUCAUGUAUCAAUAAUAUCCUCUCUUUUUCUCCCUUUCCUCUGGGCCAACGGGUAUUGGCUGAUGUACGUGACUCAUCAAAAUGUUUUGUUGGAUCUGCAGUGGAAAGCUUCUUUGUGGAU
Messenger RNA from Juglans microcarpa x Juglans regia, 1396 nucleotides. Its product is annotated as L-galactose dehydrogenase. The record is from RefSeq and is a predicted model, not a curated record. The transcript has 5 exons. Lineage: Eukaryota; Viridiplantae; Streptophyta; Magnoliopsida; Fagales; Juglandaceae. Gene Ontology annotation, molecular function: L-galactose dehydrogenase activity. Gene Ontology annotation, cellular component: cytosol. The coding region runs from base 155 to 1123 and encodes 322 amino acids. Gene Ontology annotation, biological process: L-ascorbic acid biosynthetic process.